GCAUAUCAUAUUUUUAUUUGUUCGCUUGUCGUGGAAAGUGUGUUUAGAACCUCACAACCACCACUGGCAGGCAUGGCGCUCCCCAACAUUUGGCACCAUCGUAAAGUGGCCGAGACAGCAGCACGAUCAUGCGAUAUAUGCUACAAACCAUCUUCUAGUGUAUUGGUUACUCCAGACAAACGGGAUUUUUUCUAUGUUUGCCCUAUACAUCUAAAAGACCGUGGGUUUUGUUCGCCGAUUAUAGACGAGGAGGAAAUUGCGGCGAAGAAAAGAAAAGAGGAAAUGGACAAGGAAAUCGAAAAAGUGAAGCAAGAAUAUGAGGAGAAAAUGAAAAGAAAGAAGCAAAAGAGCAAGGAUGUGAAAGACGGCGAUGAUAAAAGGGAUAAGAAGAAAGAUGCAGGGGAAGGGGAGGAUGAGAAGGCGGAAAAAGAGAAGGAUGAUAAAAUCAAAUCUAUCCAGGAUAGCGCGGCCGAGACACGCACAGACGGAGGGCCCCGCAUAUUCUCACUCCACAAGAAUUUCUACCAGAUGCGUAUUGACCGUAUGCGCAACAUGGAGAUAGCGAAACGCAAUCGCGAACGUUUGAAAAAUCCCAACUUUUUCCCUUCAACCCCGAAAACGGAUUUGUGAAUUAGCCCAACCGGACCUGCAUUUUGGCUUCCUGUCCUUUGGAUGACGAGACAAGUGGAGCCACGUUAUAACUUUGCAGAAUACGAGUAAUGCGCAGCUGUUGGGGAGCUAGUCAAAACAUAUAAAGAAAACUAUCUACGGUCGCCAUUCAAUGACUCCUUCCGCCGACUCCGCCAGCCCUUUUUAUGGCAUUUUCAAGCGACUGGCAGCAGGUUGUCAGCGCUAAA
Histoplasma capsulatum G186AR is the source of this 857-nucleotide messenger RNA. RefSeq lists its product as uncharacterized. Gene Ontology annotation, cellular component: endosome. The record is from RefSeq and is a predicted model, not a curated record. The transcript has 4 exons. NCBI's taxonomy places the organism in Eukaryota, Fungi, Ascomycota, Eurotiomycetes, Onygenales, Ajellomycetaceae. The coding region runs from base 283 to 630 and encodes 115 amino acids. Gene Ontology annotation, biological process: vacuolar transport.